Molecule: messenger RNA, 444 nt
Organism: Anopheles coustani
Lineage: Eukaryota; Metazoa; Arthropoda; Insecta; Diptera; Culicidae
Exons: 3
Coding region: 35-346 (103 amino acids)
Source: RefSeq, a predicted model, not a curated record
UCGAGUCGUCUGUCGUAUCGCGGUACUUGCGCUCAUGCUGAUGGCGAUCAGCAACCUGAGCCCCGCCGUUGAGGCCUACGUCUACAUCAUUCCCAAUGCGAAAAGUGCAGACAAACCAGGGCAUUGCUUCGAUGAUCAGCUCAAGAUCACGGUUCCGGUGAACAAAAUCCGGCAGCGCACGGGACGCUGUGAGUCGAUGAGCUGCGGCAGUGACUACUCGCUGCAGGUCGCCGGAUGUGGUGUCGUUGCUGCCGGGCCGGGUUUCGUCAUCACCCCCACCGACUACUCGAAACCGUAUCCCGAGUGCUGCCCGCAGAUGGUGAUGAGCGCCGAAAAUCUUGUCUAACCAGUUGCGGUUUUUUAUGAUAAGAAUUCUAUGCUGUGUCUGACGGAUGUCGAUUACCGGGUAUGCUACAGCAUGGGCGAAUUCGGUGGUACGAGAGC